This is a messenger RNA of Centropristis striata (black sea bass), 2081 nucleotides long. Its product is annotated as zinc finger protein 773-like. Gene Ontology annotation, molecular function: RNA polymerase II cis-regulatory region sequence-specific DNA binding; DNA-binding transcription factor activity, RNA polymerase II-specific. The record is from RefSeq and is a predicted model, not a curated record. Gene Ontology annotation, biological process: regulation of transcription by RNA polymerase II; central nervous system development. Lineage: Eukaryota; Metazoa; Chordata; Actinopteri; Perciformes; Serranidae. The coding region runs from base 396 to 1517 and encodes 373 amino acids. Gene Ontology annotation, cellular component: nucleus. The transcript has 2 exons.
UAAAAUUUACUGUGAUUUAUUGUGACUACACUGUGAAUAUGUAUUAUACCACUGCUUGUCUUUACAGAAAUAUAUAAUCUGGGAAAUGACUUAAUUACAAUGGGUAGUUUAUGUUAAAUACACGUUUUUAAUUAAAAAAAAUGUAUUCAAUUGAAAGCGGAAAUAAAAGCUCCUGUACUUCCACCGUCGAAGCACUAACACUGUAACACACAGCGGAAGUCAGCGGCAGACCCGCCCUACUCUGCUUCUGAUUGGCUGCCGUGAUCAAUCUCCGUCAAUGAUUGGCUCUAGCAUCAACCAAGCGCUUGUAGCUUUAACUGUAUAAUGAAGUAGCACAAAGACAGUACUGUAGACGCAGUGAAGAUAAUAACUGUAUAGUAUGUAACUUAACAACAAUGUCUUCAGCUGAGUAUUUGAGGCAGUUUGUCAACGAGCGACUAACAGCUGCUGCUGAAGAAAUAUUCGGAGUUUUUGCAAAAACUAUCAUCGAGUACGAGGAAGAGCUCGACCGUCAGCGCAGACUGUUGGAUAACGUUUGGAAACCCCAAACAGAUUUAAACAGUAUAGAGCUCCCACAGCAACAUGUCUGUAAGGAGGAGGAGGGUCUGUCUGACCAGCAGCAGCUCUGUAUUCAGGAGAGGAGCUCCAGUCUGGAACAAGAGGACCCAGAUCCUCUACAGGUUAAAGAGGAACAGGAAGAACCGUGCACCAGUCAGGAGGGAGAGCAGCAUGUACUGAAGCAGCAGACUGAAAGCUUUAUGUUGACUUCUACUUAUGAGGAGAGUGACCACAGUGAUGAUCAGACUCUGGACUUGAGUAUCGGUGAAAGACAAUUUGCAGCAAGGGAAAGGAAUUUAAGCUAUGUGUCAGUUAAAAGCUCUGUUGUGUCAGAACCAAACCGUGACUUCCAGCUCCUCUCUCACAACUUUCUAGUAGCAGAGAGCCAAAAAAGAGGCGAGCAUAAAGACUCUGGAUCGACUAGAAAUGCAGAGACAGAACCUGACAGGAGAGAAAGCACAAGUCAUCGUAACAAUGUAAACCAUCCUAACUUAUCAGAAAGUCACAGUAAUACGCAUACUGGUAAAAAGUCUUUCAAAUGUGAUAUAUGUGGAAAAGACUUUAAGUAUAAUUCGCUCUUGCAAAGGCACAUGAGAGUCCACACAGGUGAAAGCCCAUAUUUUUGCAAAACAUGUGGGAAAGUAUUCAGUCAGAAAUCAUCUUUGAAGUAUCAUAUCAGAAUCCACACAGGUGAGAAGCCAUAUUUUUGUGAAAUAUGUGGGAAAGGUUUCAAAUGCAAUAGUGUCUUGAAAGGCCACAUGAGAACCCACACGGGUGAGAAGCCGUACCUGUGCAACACGUGCGGGAAAAGAUUCAGUGACGUUUCAGCGCUGACAAGGCAUAUAAGAAUCCACACAGGUGAGAAGCCGUACUCAUGCGACACCUGCGAGAAAAGAUUCAGUGACGUUUCAGCGCUGAUAAGGCAUACUUGUAAAAUGUGGGAAGGAUUUCAGACGUAAAGAAGAAUCGAGUGUCCAUAUAAGAGGAACCGACACUGGUGAGGAGCUGCAACAGCAUAAUAGAGUGCAUACAGACAGGUGGUUUUCUGUUUGAACCCACACGAGUGAGGAGCCACAUAAUUGCAGCACUUGUGGAGUCACAUUCUUGAAAAAAUACCUGAGGGUCAGUAUACACAGAGCUGCAACUCCUGUGGAGAUGUGUCCACUAACUGAAUAACAUACAACAUACACUUUUAUAAUAGCAACAUCUCUGUAACUGAAUGUAAAAUAUUGUUAAAAUGAUAUAUCAAUUUAUAUCAGUUUAAAGCUGUUAGCAAUGAUAAUGUUUUACUUUUUUUUUUUAAACAAUUGUGAUCUCCUAAGCCAAGUGUUCAUUGUGUUAGUUUUUACCAAAUGUCUAUUCAUGAAGCAUCUUCGAAUCACAUUUAGUUUGAAGUUCAUCAAGGACAUUUAUUUAUGAAGCCUUGUAGACAUCUUUGAAAAAAAGUCAUAUUACAUUUGAGUGACUGUCAUCACUGUUUUAUAUUACAAUAUAAGAAAUCAUAUUAAAUGGGACUGUGCCUU